UUAUUUUGAUGUUGAAUGGCUAAAUGUAAUUAUCUUCUCUUACUCUUCUUUCUCCAGAAUGCUUUAACUGAUACUCAACGUGUGUGCACUCCCUCUAUCACAGAUUACUGGAAACCUCUGGCAGAAGAUAUGGAUGAAUCUGCUGGAAUAGAAGCAGAAUACCAUCACAAAAAUAACCGGGUCUAUUGCUGGAAAGGUUUGCGGUUUUCAGCCCGCCAAGACUUGGAGGGAUUUUCCAGAUUUACAGAGCAUGGUAUUGAGGGGGUUGUGCCUCUGGAACUUUUGCCUGCUGAAGUACGGGCCAGAUAUCAAGCUAAGCCAAGUGAAAGGACUAAGCGGGCUAAGAAGGAGGAAACAAAAACCUCAGCGCAGCAAGCAGAAGAAAAUCAGGUACCUGAAAGCGAACUUAACCUUAUGUUCCCC
Messenger RNA from Nicotiana attenuata, 423 nucleotides. Its product is annotated as THO complex subunit 1-like. The annotation marks the transcript as partial. The record is from RefSeq and is a predicted model, not a curated record. The transcript is spliced from 4 exons. Gene Ontology annotation, biological process: regulation of DNA-templated transcription elongation; mRNA export from nucleus. Gene Ontology annotation, cellular component: THO complex part of transcription export complex. NCBI's taxonomy places the organism in Eukaryota, Viridiplantae, Streptophyta, Magnoliopsida, Solanales, Solanaceae.